AUGACAGCCUCUACCAUCAUUGAGCAGGUGCCUGGACCCGUGUCCAAGGCCACCUCGGACAAGCUCAACACUAUUUUCGACGCCCGAGCCGUUCACUUUGUCGUCGACUAUGACAAGAGUGAGGGGACAUAUAUCGUCGAUGUCGAUGGUAAUAAGUACCUUGACGUAUACUCUCAAAUUGCCUCCAUCCCCAUCGGCUACAACAACGCCGCACUCGCCGCCGCCGCCAAGUCGCCCGAGAUGAUCUCCGCGCUCAUCAACCGCCCUGCCAUCGGCAACUACCCGUCCGCGCAGUGGCACGACGUGCUCAAGAACGGCCUCCUCCGCGCCGCGCCCCCCGGCCUCGACAAGAUCUUCACCGCGCAGUCCGGCUCCGAGGCCAACGAGCUCGCUUACAAGGCCGCCUUCAUGCUGUACCGCCGCCGCCAGCGUGGCGCCGCCGACUGGGCGCCCGAAGAAGUGUCCUCGUGCCUCGACAACGCGCAGCCGGGCUCGCCCGCGCUCGCCGUCCUCAGCUUCGCCGACUCCUUCCACGGGCGCGGCUUCGGCAGCCUGUCCACCACGCGCUCCAAGGCGGUGCACAAGCUCGACAUCCCCGCCUUCGACUGGCCGCGCGCGCCCUUCCCGCGCCUACGAUACCCACUCGACGACCCCAAGAACGCCGCCGCCAACGCCGCCGAGGAGGCGCGCUGCCUGGCCGCCGUCGAGGCGCUCAUCACCGGCUGGCGCUGCCCGGUGGCCGCCGUCAUCGUCGAGCCGGUGCAGAGCGAGGGCGGCGACAACCACGCGUCGCCGGCCUUCUUCCGCGGCCUGCGCGAGAUCACGGCGCGCCUCGGGGCGUGCCUCAUCGCCGACGAGGUGCAGACGGGCUUCGGCGCGACGGGCAGGUUCUGGGGCCACGAGCACUGGGGGCUCGACGCGCCGCCGGACAUGGUGACGUUUUCGAAGAAGGCGCAGACGGCGGGGUACUUCUUCACGGACCCGAUGCUGAUCCCGGACAAGGCGUACCGACAGUUCAACACGUGGAUCGGUGACCCAGCCCGAGUUAUACUGAGCAAGGCUGUCGUUGAGGAGAUUCUCGACAACAAGCUGGUUGAGCAAUGUGCUCGCGUCGGUGACGUCUUGUACUCUGAGCUGGAGAAGCUGGCGUCCAAGUACCCGACUCAGAUCCAGAACCUCCGUGGUAAAGGACAAGGAACAUUUAUUGCAUUUGACGUCCAGGACCCCGUCGCCUUUGUUGCGGCAAUGAAGAAGCGCGGCGUCAACAUUGGCACUUGCGGCGUUUCCACAGUCCGUCUUCGUCCAAUGCUGAUUUUCGACGAGACACACAUCCCUAUCCUGAUCAACACAAUGGAGGCGGUGCUCUCUUCCUUGUAG
This is a messenger RNA of Cordyceps fumosorosea ARSEF 2679, 1377 nucleotides long. RefSeq names its product 4-aminobutyrate aminotransferase. The transcript has 6 exons. Gene Ontology annotation, cellular component: mitochondrion. Lineage: Eukaryota; Fungi; Ascomycota; Sordariomycetes; Hypocreales; Cordycipitaceae. Gene Ontology annotation, molecular function: pyridoxal phosphate binding. The record is from RefSeq and is a predicted model, not a curated record. Gene Ontology annotation, biological process: GABA catabolic process. Bases 1 to 1377 code for a protein of 458 amino acids.